Aspergillus uvarum CBS 121591 is the source of this 1393-nucleotide messenger RNA. RefSeq names its product thioredoxin peroxidase DOT5. Gene Ontology annotation, biological process: cellular response to oxidative stress; cell redox homeostasis. The coding region runs from base 408 to 1049 and encodes 213 amino acids. The transcript has 2 exons. Gene Ontology annotation, molecular function: thioredoxin peroxidase activity. Gene Ontology annotation, cellular component: cytoplasm. Lineage: Eukaryota; Fungi; Ascomycota; Eurotiomycetes; Eurotiales; Aspergillaceae. The record is from RefSeq and is a predicted model, not a curated record.
GUCUCCGCGAUGUCAGCCUACGAGUCCAAUUUCUAGAUGUGAUGCCUUUCCGGUUGAGCUGUCUAUGCUGAUGACUUCCUCGACUACAGUCCAGAGCGAAGUGGCAAGAACCUGUAUUCUGAUCUUUCUAGUUAUAUCAUCACUUGUCCAGAUCAUCACAACUUCUGAAAAGGUGAUCAUUCACUAGUUGUUGGGGCUGAUCACACUUACCCGGUAGGGCUUAGCGAAGUGACAGCACUCAGGACAAGGAUGAAUGUCCGCCGAAGUCUCACCUACCGGUUGAUUACUGUGUUGUGCGAAAGUGCAACUGCGCCACCAGACUACCGCCUCCAAAGUAUUUCGGCUCACCUCUGCUCGUUCGCGCCAUCGCAUUUGAAGUAUUUGAGUUGAGAAGUGACAUUUUCGCAAUGGUCGAGUUGAGGAAGCGUAAAGCGCCAGCGCAACCCCUCGAAACGGAACAGAAGAGCAAGCGCAUCCUCGAGCUCGGCUCAGCGUCGAAGAGAGGGCCUAAAGAAGUCAAGGCUGGCGACUCUCUUGCCGACGCAUCUGGCAAUGCUCACCAUGAAACCCCGAAAGCUGGAGAGACGCUCGAUCUGAACAAAGUUGGUGGUGAAUUCGAAAAUCAUGAUGGGAUGAAACUCAGAUUGAAGGAUCUCGUCGACAUUAGCAAGUCCGGUGUUGUGUUAUUCACGUAUCCCAGAGCGUCUACCCCUGGAUGUACCAAGCAAGUCUGUCUUUUCCGCGACAAUUAUGAAUCCCUAACUUCAAGUGGGUUGUCAAUAUACGGUCUUUCAGCGGAUUCGCCCAGAGCAAAUACCACUUUCAAGACUAAGCAGAAGUUGCCUUUUCCUCUCCUGUGUGAUCCCUCCUAUACACUUAUAGCUGCUCUUGGAUUCAAGAAAAUGCCAAAAGGAACAACAAGGGGGGUUUUCGCUAUAAACAAGCAGGGUAAAGUCCUUCUACGUCAAAUGGGUGGUCCUGAUGCAACAUUCGAGGCUGCGCGACAAGUCGCUAUUGCCUCGAAAGAAGAGAAACAGGAAAGUCCUUAGAGCUGCACAUUCUCUCGCGGAUCUGCCACAACAGAAGGAGAGAGAAAUGGAUUUAUUACUCAAUACCAGCAAGUGAUGAUUAGCUGGCAAUCAAUGUGGAGGAUUCACGCGAUGUUCCUUGGUAGAUGUGAAUGUACUCUUGUCCCUUGACAAGCCUAGUGGUACUCCAUUUCUCACCGGCUACUGACUAGAGUUGGAAGGUAGAAAGUACUGUACAAAGGAGCUUUGAUCAUGCUUUGACGGGGAAUGAAUAUGUAAUCAAAUAAAUGGAAGUCACCAUGAUCCCGAAGAUCUUGAACCACUGACCCCCUCGAGUGUUAUUCCAAGAAAUUAGCUUCAGUUUG